CGCAUGGCCUUACACUACGCUGCCUAUUGUGGUAGUGAGCAGGGGAUCGAGUUCCUGCUGGAGCGUGGCGCGGAUGUCAACGCGCUGGACUCGUGGGGGGAGACGGCGCUGAUAAUAGCUGCAAGAACUACGAGCACAUCCUGCGUGGAGCUACUUCUCGCACACGGAGCGGGGAUA
Molecule: messenger RNA, 177 nt
Organism: Aspergillus japonicus CBS 114.51
Lineage: Eukaryota; Fungi; Ascomycota; Eurotiomycetes; Eurotiales; Aspergillaceae
Product: ankyrin repeat domain-containing protein
Exons: 1
Molecular function (GO): protein binding
Source: RefSeq, a predicted model, not a curated record